UGGAAGACCACCCACGCCGUCAACCUGCUGCCACCAACAAACCCGCGCCAACCCAGAGGGUGGCAUCACAGAUUCCCUCUCUUACUGUGUAGGAGCCCCCUGCAUCUCGAGCCUUUUUCACACAACUUCUGUCACGGCCUUACUUACCAUCUGCCGCCCUGCCGUUGUACUGUGACCUACCUACUGCUGUGACACUCUGCAUUUUCCUUCCUGCGCCAACUGACAGCGCCGACUUGGGCGCCAAACGACCCCCCUUGGAUCCCUCGAACGACUAAUUCUCCCCUGUGCUCUCGUUCGCCGAUCCGAUCUUGUGACACCAGACCCUCCCCGAUGGCGAGCCAUUACGCCGGCCCUUAAUACUCUGGCCGGACGAACGGCUGUCGUGAUCGCAUUCGAUUCGGCCCCCGAUCUGUCGUCGACAAUGCCCGCCGCCGACGCUGUUGCCGACGCCGGCGAGGGCAGGCGUCCCUCCAUCGAGAAGAAGCGCAUCGUUGUUUCCGACACUGCCAGCGGUCUCGACGACAAGAAGCCACCGGCCUUCCAGCGCCUCCCCGACGAGAUCAUCCAACAAAUACUGCAAGCGACAGACGCCAAUGGCUUCGCAUCCCUAGCUCUGCUCAACACCAAAUGGAGGAGCGUCGCCCAGCAAGCACAUCUCUACGCUCACCACCUCGCGAGCUGUCCGUCGUAUGCCAUGAGCCAUAAUACGCCUCUGCAGGCCGAUAGCGACGAUGAUCUGCCCAGGCUCCGCCGCCUGUUCGCGAAGGAGGUCAAGCGCAACCUGUUCGAGGCAUAUCUGCGCCCACAUCGGACCGUCAUCAAGGUCAUCUCGAAUUCAAUCAGCUCCUCGUCGUGUCCGGGCGGCGAAGGCAUUCAGUUUAGCCCCUCGCCAAAGGGUCAUCAUAUGUUGGCCUACAACUCGUCUAGGAUACAUGUCAUCGACCUUCGGGAUCCCGAGAUCGCGGUCAAGAGAGAGUUCAAGAUACUAAGGCGUCCUGCUGCAACAUGCAUCAAUGACGAAGGCUCCAUGCUUGCUGUUUUGCUGACCGAGAUGGAGGUGGAUGUCUACGACCUUACCCAGACGCCGCCGAAACGAACCCAGUCCCUGAUUCUGGACCACAGCCCGCGUGCUAUUGCCCUCUCACCCUGUGGUUCCGUCCUGGCCGCCGCCUACGAAGGCGGCAUCGAGGUCACUUCGCUGAAGCCAGGCGCGGUUGCUGCCGAAAGAAGAGCAGUCAAGUGCGAUGGCGUGGAUGCCCUGACUUUCUCCUUUGAUGGGACGCAGAUUCUUGGGACGACGGUGCAGUCAUCGCAACCGAAUACCGUCAUAUUAACUGCCCCUUACUACGACCCUGGAAGUCACAUGGCUGAUGAUAACAUCAGCGCCCUUUGGACAACAUCCAUUCUCUUUCCGAACACCAGCCGCGACUGCAGCCAUGCUGUCCUGAUACAGAAUGGCAAAUACGAUGAAGCGGCCUGGGCAUUUACCUACGAUAGGAGCUUCGAGACGUUCCGCGCAGUGCGCAUCGACGAUUUGCGGAAUGGCACGACUUACUUCACUGGGCCGGUGCCCAGCCCGAACUCGCAAGCCAGACUCCUGCCCUGCACGCUUCCCGCCGCCUCCUUUCACGGCCUGCUUGUCUCGGCAGGCUUCCAGGGAAACGAGAUCUGGCUCUAUGGCAUACCCGAGGAUCUCGAUGCAUUGCCGGAAAGCACAAGCGCAGGCAUCGAUAACGGAUCAAACGCCAACGGACUUUCGCGCCGAAAUAGUGGUCCUUCCGUCCGUUCGAGUGCCAGGAUUCAGGAGAAUAGCGAUUCCGUGAGGGUCCCUCAGUGGCAAAUCCUCUGCGACAAGCUCCGGAACACCUUUGUUUCUGGCAUCAAGAUCGGCGAACUGGAAGGCGUCAACAUGGUCAAAUUUGUGGCAGAUUUUGCAAACUCGUGCAUGAAGGAGCGAUUGGUCGUCGCUGCCCGGGGCGUAACACCAAAUGUCUCUGUGGUCGACGAGGAGGGAAUCGAUUUUGUUGACGGCGGCCGUAUCACCAUCAUGGAUUUCGAUUACAGCCUCAGGGACGGCACCGUUCGGGAGUGCACGAUCGAAGUGGGGAAUAAGGAGGAACCGGAGAUGCUCGAAGAAGAGCACCGUGACAUGGCCACAGAGGUUGCCAUCGUUCGUCGACGGACUGUUGCGCAAAAGAUGGGGGGCCGCAGCGCUGCUGUCAUGCGCAGUAUGACAAGUGCGAGCCGGCCCCCCGUGCUACCGACUCAGCCUCCCACUCAGGCCGAAGGCGACGAGGACGACCCUCUUGUGCCUCGCCGAAUAGGUGCUCCCCCUCCCUCCAGGAGUGUCCAGCAAACGGCAGCAAGCGAGGACAUCGAGACUCAAUCCAUCGAAGAGCAAGAAGCCCUGGAUGCACCGUACGCUCACGCAAGCCCACGCUCCGGAACGACGCUCCGUCGCGCGGCUACCGCGGCUGCCAACACUCGCCGCCUACAUCCUUCGGCAGCCGCCGCUGGACACAUCGUGUACCGAAGAGCGGACGGCCGUGCCGAGCAUCCCCACGAGAGCGACGCCGACAAUUGGGUUCCCCCACCGCCUCCAUAUCAGAAAGAAGAUCCUGGUGAUUUGCCUUCGUUCCUGCGCCAUACCGCUAUCCUUCCUCUUGCCGGUUCAACCACUCAGCCGGCUGAAGGGCAAUCGGAGCAAUCUAUGGACAGAAAAGCCUUACGGAACUCGUCGGCAUCCUUGCACCAGCAGAAUCCUCGUUUUCACCCCGUACCGUCGGCCAACCGAUACUCUUCGCCCGUUCCGCCCGUCCCACCGCUUCCAACGCUCUUGGGCAUUCCGCCAGUCCCGCCCGUCCCGGCUCUCCCUCCGGGUGUAGCGGUGCCUCCUGUCCCGCCCCUGCCCCAUACUCACUCUCAUGGGCGCGGCGGGAGCUCAGAGGCUCCGUCAUCUGGUGAGGAUAUUGCGCGACCAACUUCAAGGAACUCGCGCUAUCUCGAUGGGGAAAAUAUAUACGACGUUUCACCGCCCGAUUCGCCCUCCAUGCCACCACUGGGGCGACAGGUCUCGCAUGAGCCCAGCGACAUGCCGGCAGUGAGCAAACCCGAGCCAAACGCUCAAGGGAACGUGGUGCCGCCUGAGACACUUGGGCCAACUGCAGACGGCGUUCCAUCUGCGCCACAAUCCCGGACUGCUUUUGUAUCUGUAGACGGCCGCAAGUCGACGACCGUUGAUUCGCAAGUCCAGGCCCAGGUAACCAGCGGCCUCAAACCGCCCACAAACGAUGCAUCCGCUACCGGGGAGCCCUCUGUAAGGCGUCUGUCUGUGUCCCGAACGUGGCCGAUACAGCCUCUGCCCAUCAAUACCAAUAAUACUGCAGCUGGAUACCCGUAUUCGGCACCUCCAGUUAAUGGCAGCGAAGCCCUCGCCCAGUCCUUCCCUUCCUUCACAAGAGGCGAGCAGAUGCCGAGUUUCAACAAUCGGAACUCCGCAUCACGACCCCUGUCAGGAAGCUUCCAGCUCCCACGACUACCAGCCGAUAUCCCCUUCGACAACGAGGCCACCUGGCGCCGGACAUCAUACCAGCGCCCAGUCUCGCAACAACAGCAUUACUCUUUCCCGCGGCAGCGACCGCGGUCCCCUCUCGCCCAGUUCCACGCCCGCUCCACCAUCCACGAACCGCAGCCCCGCCGACCGCACGACAUGACCCCCGCCCUGCCGGCCGAAGACAUGCCGCUCAUCAUCAGCACACCCAAGGGUGUGUCGGGCGCCUUCGACCCGCCGGACCGACACCCGUCAGAACGCCGCGCCGAAACACCCAUCCUCGCUCCCGUUCCGCGCCACCCGCGCCAGCAAAAUCAGGCCGCCAUCCUCCGCCCCGCCCAGGACCAACAACAAGAACAACAACAACAGCGCUUCGGCCCACUCUAUCCCGCCACCGUGCCCGCGCAAGUCCACAACAACAGCGGUGGCUUGUUACCCGUCCCACCGCCACACCCACCAGCACCAGGCUCGAGAUUGAAUCCAAGCCCGUCGUCGACGAAUCUCUCGCGGCGCGUGCCGAACUUGCUGAGCAGGAAACAGAGCCGCGCCGAGCGGUCGGCGGCGAAGAAUGUUGCGGAUGCCAAGCGCAGGGGGUGGACGGGGCGGUCGACUUCGACGAGGGGGUCCAAGCGGGGGCGCGGCGGGAAGAAGAAGAAGAAGAACAAGGAGAGGGAGUUUGACGUCGCGAGCAGUGCUGCGUGGACCGAUGUCACGGUUACGGCUUAUAGUGUGCGGUCGGCUUUUGGUGGUGGUGGCGGAGGGGGAGGACGCCCGGGCGGUGGGGUUGGGAUGGGGACUGGGAUGGGAGAGAGGGAGGAGAAGAAGAGGUGUGUUGUUAUGUAAGGGAGACUGGGAUUUGCGAGAGGAAGAGGGGGAUAAUGUUGGAUGGGCGAUGAGCGGUUGGAUCUCAUAGGUUUCUUCUCCCCUUUGUCGGUUGUGGUCGGGGCAUACCUGCAAAGGAUGGUUUCUAUAUGCUUGGGUGUUUGAUCUGACGCAAUAUCUAUGGGAACAAUUAGCGUGCCAGAAGCGUAUAUGUCUUGGUUACCGUGAGGGCUCACAUGUUUUCAAUAUUGGGUUUCUCAUUGGAAGGUAGACUUGGGUAGCUGUCGCUCUAUGAACAGAUGAAUCAACAAAGCA
This is a messenger RNA of Parathielavia appendiculata, 4687 nucleotides long. RefSeq lists its product as uncharacterized. Bases 422 to 4393 code for a protein of 1323 amino acids. Lineage: Eukaryota; Fungi; Ascomycota; Sordariomycetes; Sordariales; Chaetomiaceae. Gene Ontology annotation, molecular function: protein binding. The record is from RefSeq and is a predicted model, not a curated record. The transcript has 2 exons.